UUGGAGAGCAGGUGAGGUGGGGUUUGGCAGAAUUUUGCUGUGGAUAGGAAGUGGGAGUGAGGAGUGAGGCCGAAACAAGCAGAUGUGGGUAGUGUAAAGUCGGGGAGAGGGCUUUCACAGUCCAGGCAGGCCUGAGGAGCCUCCUUCCCCAGGUUGUUGGAAGAGUGAUCUUACCUGAGUGGGAAGGAGGCUUUUCUUCCAUGACCACUGCUUGAGGCCCUUGGUCAGUGCGAAGAAGCCCUCUCUGUGCUGGGACCUAGGAUUAGGGCAAACAUCUCAGGGCCAGGCACCCAGGGACUGGGGAGCAAAGGCAGAAACAGACACUUGGCUAGGAAGUAGGAAAGGCAGGGUGAAGGGGACAUUCUGUGAGCCAUGUAAGCAGGCUUUCCAAGAAGUGGGAAGCGACACAACUGGGGCUUCAAGGCCAUAAGCAGUUAGCCUUGGGCCAGAGGAAGGCAUUGCAGGUGGGGGAAGCUGCCUGUGCAAAGACCUGGAGUAUGUAAGAUCUGGAGCAGAGAGGUUUAGGAGAUAAAGUGGUGGCAGGUGAGCUCAAGGCUGUCAGCUAGAGCUGUGCUGCCUACUAUGGUUGCUAGAGCCAUAGGACAUGGUGACUAUUUAAAUUUAAAUUAGUUAGCAUUAAAUAAAAUUACAAAUCUAGCUCUUUGGGUGUACUAGCAAGAUUUCAACUGCUCAAUUGCCACAUGGUAGCUCCAGAAAUAGACUAGAUAUUGAAGGGUUCCUUCACUGCAGGAAGUUUCUUUAAUCAGCGGGAAGCCUCAGGAGAGUUAGGGUUGCUCAAGGACCCACAGGAGAGAGCAGGCUUAGACUAGGCUGCCUGGCAGGUUAGGGCCUGAUCUGUGAGGUCUCUGGACUACAAGUGAGGGAACAUCCCCAUCCAUGUGAGGUGGUGUGACUCACGUCCUGCCAGCAUAAAGUGGACUCUGCCCCCAUGAAGGAACUAACCAGGUCGGACCUCGUUAGCCCUGACUUAGGAGCAGUGUGAUCAGAGCCAGAGUCAGAGAAACAUGGAGUCCAACACGGUCCAACUGAUGAAGAUGGAGUAUGCCAUGAAGUCCCUCAGCCUUCUCCACCCCAAGUCCCUGUCCAGGUAUGUGACAGUGAGCACCUCAGCAGUGACCCAGCAGCUGCUGUCAUUGCCCAGCCAGCAGGUCCUCAGAGCCCGGCCCUGCAGAGUGAGCACCAAGGACCGGAGUGUGCGGAAGGGCCUCAUGGCGCACAGUCUGGAGGACCUCCUCCACAAGGUCCGGGACACCUUGAUGCUGGAGGACAAGCCCUUCUUCCUGGUGCUGGAGGAAGAUGGCACAGCUGUAGAGACAGAAGAGUACUUUCAGACCCUGGCAGAUGAUACAGUGUUCAUGGUCCUCCGGAAGGGGCAGAAAUGGCAGCCCCCAUCAGAGCAGGGUUCUCGGUACCAACUCUCUCCUUCCCGUAAGCCUGCCAAGAAGAUUGAUGUGGCCCGCGUAACUUUCGACCUGUACAAGGUGAACCCACAGGAUCUCAUUGGCUGCCUGAAUGUAAAGGCAACUCUCUAUGGCACAUACUCUCUUUCCUACAAUCUGAACUGCUACGGGGCCAAGCGCAUCAUGAAGGAAGCUCUUCGCUGGGCCCUCCUCAGCAUGCAGGCCACAGGCCACGUACUGCUCGGCACUUCCUCUUAUAUGCAGCAGCUUCUGGAUGCCACAGAGGGAGAGCAGCCUCCCAAGGGCAAGGCUCCAUCCCUCAUCCCAACCUGUCUGAAGAUGCUGCAAUGAAGACCCAACUCUUGGAGGCCUUCUCUUGGCAAGGACUAGACCAGAGGCCCCGUGCUGAGCUGGUAGCACCCACAAGCCUGGCAGUUAGAGAGCUUCUUACCUCCCUACAACUCCCUCAUUCCCACAGAACUAUGAAUGUGGAAGCAAGGGUAAGGGUUGGAAACCUGGCAUGGGCUGUCCAAAGGAGAAUUGAGGGGAUUUGGCCUGGCCCAGCUCCUUCCUGUCCAAGGUAGCUUAGCUGACCAAGACUGGUCACUAACAUACUGGGCAUGAAGCCUGCCCCUCAGCUACCUGCCUUCACAUGCUGUACUUUCAUCACAUUCCCUACUUCUUGGCCACCAUCCCUAGUACACCAGAGUGAAUUGUCAGGCCCACUAGCAUAUGAUAUUAGAGAGUUCACAAUAAAUGAUUUACACUGAUA
Messenger RNA from Phyllostomus hastatus (greater spear-nosed bat), 2193 nucleotides. RefSeq names its product cell death inducing DFFA like effector c (gene CIDEC). Gene Ontology annotation, biological process: apoptotic process; regulation of apoptotic process. The transcript is spliced from 6 exons. The coding region runs from base 1026 to 1772 and encodes 248 amino acids. The record is from RefSeq and is a predicted model, not a curated record. Lineage: Eukaryota; Metazoa; Chordata; Mammalia; Chiroptera; Phyllostomidae.